UACAGCAUACAUAUUCCGAACUUGUUCUGUGUCAUUUACUGAUAUUUAUUUAAUCGCGUUUCCUGCACAUGAUGUGGUAAUUAAUUAAACAUGGACUUCUGGAUUUCAUGGAACCAUGGUACUCACAAUAUAAGUAAAGUUUACAUUUGACACCGGUUUACAAAAAAAGCCACGUUUCUUAAAGGUCACACUCCGUGAUUUACACUUUUCCUACUGUCGCCAAUAAAACUUGCCUAAAGUGGCGAUGUUGCUUAGGGCAGUUGACGAGUGAUUGGAAGACAAAGGAAAGGAUGAGGAGAUGCUGAGAGAUGGGAAAACACAAACGCUUGUGGAAGAUAAUACAAACCCUAUGGAUAUUCUGGGCUUUCUUCAUGCCGGGAAUCGGCGAUGCCGUCCUGGGACCCACUCUUCUGGACCUGGAGCUGCUGGUGUCCGAAGGGACUGGGAACUUCUCCUUCAUCAUCCUGUCCACUGGACUUGGCACAGUUCUCGGAUCCAUCCUGGCUCCUCUGUUCAGCGGCGUGGACGUGCGACUGCGUCUGUGCGUCACGCUGUUACUGGGAUCCGUCGUCAACAUCGUGCUGUCCUUGGUGGCCAGCUUCGCCUACCUCUUGGUGAUGUUCACCUUGCAGGGCAUCGCCAAAGGCGUUGUCGUUGUGUUUUUAAUUGAACUGUGCAACACUUUGUGGGAGGAAAAAGGCGUAGCUUUCCAGUUCAUACUUAGCGGAUCUAUGGCGGGAGCAGUUAUCGCCCCUCUUUUGGUGCAGCCAUUUCUGUGCCACAAGCAGCACAUACACGACGAUUUGACCUUGAACAGCGCCCUCUCUGACCGCAACCUCACAGAUUCCACACACAAUUUGACCCAGAAAGACACAUGCACAGCCGAGGAUACUCGCGUACAUCUAGCCUACGUGUUACUCGGCUGCAUCACUAUGCCGUGCGCACUGGCUUUUGGUUACUACUGGAUCCAGAAUGGAAAGGGGGAUAAUCCCGAAUCUGUUUCUCCUUACAGGUCUUUGGACUCUUCGGUAGAAGGCAACCACAAAUGUCUGUACUACGUUUUCCUCGUGUUUCUGUUUUUGUACUUUUUCCCGAUUAUGGGGAACGUAAUACUGUACGGUACGUUUCUGACGGCAUUUGGCGUUCAUAGUCGACUUCACAUGACCAAAGAGUCCAUGGUGAUGAUGACGUCACUGCUUUUUGCGUGUUCCCUGAUUGGACGGAUCUUUAACACAGCAGCGACGAAACUUUGCGGAACUCUGAAGAUAAUCGUCGUGAACGGUCUGGCGAUGCUGAUUACCAGCAUCUGUCUCGCGGUUUUGGGACCAAAGUAUGAAACAGCUCUGUGGAUCUGCUCGGCUGCUUUCGGCUUCUCAUCCUCUCCGUUUAUGGGGGCUGGAUUUGCUUGGACUGUGGAUCAUAUCACGCUGCGUCCGAGAAUUGUUUCUUUCUGUGUUUUUAGCAUCAGUGUCGGGAACAUGGUGCUCCCGUUUCUGGGAGGGAUUAUGUUCCAAAACCAAGGUCCCGUCACCUACAUCUACUUAGUUUGCUCCACUGUGGUGUUCCAGGUCAUUAUAUUUAUUGUGUUGUUUGGUGUAGCCAGGUUACUUCAGCAAACUGGUUCCCCGCUCAGAGACAACGAAAACGAAAUAAUUGUCGAGUCUGAACAAUAAAUAUUUUCAAAAGUGA
This is a messenger RNA of Gigantopelta aegis, 1689 nucleotides long. Its product is annotated as sodium-dependent glucose transporter 1A-like. Lineage: Eukaryota; Metazoa; Mollusca; Gastropoda; Neomphalida; Peltospiridae. The transcript has 5 exons. The coding region runs from base 309 to 1673 and encodes 454 amino acids. The record is from RefSeq and is a predicted model, not a curated record.